GGUGUUCACAAGUUGUCGGUCUGUCUUGCUGUGCGGUUUACAGCGUCUGUUCGCGCACGUCGUAACAGAGAUCAGACAGCACACGCGCAUCGCGUUUCGCCGUGACGUGAGUCAUUGUUGUGUUGACAGCCGAAGCAGACGGGUCGCCGCGGGCUUCCUCGUGCGUCUCGGUUCCACGAUAGCAGUGCAUUGGUUAUUAAUCGCGGAGGCAGCGGAGAGUCGAACGUCGCACCGACGUGCCUGCUACACCGUGAUCACGUCGGUCAACGGCGAUCGGCAUACAUAGUGGCCAUCGGCGGCUGUGCGCGAUAUACCAAGUGUCGCGGAAAACGUGUCUGUGAAAUAAAAAGGCGGGUCGGAGCAAGGGCGGAAUAACAACGCGUGGAGUAAAAAGGGAGCCGAAUGGUGCGGAUAAAUUUUUGCGCCUAGCCGCGCAUGGUUAUGUAAUCGCUGCGGCGCGGAGCAAAGUGUGUUCGCGCGUUCGUGACGUAGACUGGGAAACAAAAAGAGAUAGAAAAAGAGAAAGAAGAGAGAAGAACGAGAGAGAGAGAGAGAGAGAGAGAAACGAAGGCAGAAAGAAGCUAGAGAGCUUGGUGAACGUCACGUUUGACACGCGGUCGGAGUAACGCGCGUGUACUGUGACGGAAUUGAUUACCUCGCGGAAACUUGAGAGGGAAUUUUCCGCGCUUCGGAUCCGAUAAGAGCGAGCCGCCCAAGGGACUCCUCCAACUUCCAGGAGAACCACUUUCUCGCAGUUGGAGUUGAAGAGGACGACGGGAGUCCGUUCGUCCACGAGGGUGGGCCCCUCGGUAAAUUCUAUCGAGCGACGGUCGAUCAGCCCGGCGGCAUCGAUGGUUCUAAGCCAAGCGACGACGAUGGAGCCGACGUUCUACGAGGACGCGAAUGUGUACGCGAUGAACGGUCGCGAGGGCAGCAUGGGCCAGCUCAAGCGCAACCUCACGCUUGACCUGAACGGUUGUCAGCGACAGGGCCCGCAGGCGAAGAGGCCGCGGCUGGGCCCGCUGCAGCCGGCGCUCAACAACGUUACGCCGAUCCUGAACUCGCCCGAUCUCAACAUGCUGAAGCUGGGCUCGCCGGAGCUGGAGAAGCUGAUCAUGGCGCAGCAGGACGGUCUGGUCAGCGGUCUGCCCACCCCGACCACUCAGAUCCUGUUCCCCAAGACGGUGACCGAGGCACAGGAGCUGUACGCGCGCGGCUUCGUCGACGCGCUCAACGAGCUCCAUCACUCCGACAGCUCGCAGGAACCCGGCAGUCUGCACGGCGCGACGUACACCACGCUGGAACCGCCCGGUAGCGUGCAGAGCACCGAGUCCGGCAUAAGCAAUCCGGCGUUGAUGCACGUGAAGGACGAGCCGCAGACGGUGCCGAGCGUGACGAGCACGCCGCCGAUGUCGCCGAUCGACAUGGAGAACCAGGAGAAGAUCAAGCUGGAGAGGAAGCGGCAGAGGAACCGCGUGGCCGCGUCCAAGUGCCGGCGGCGCAAGCUCGAGCGCAUCUCCAGGCUCGAGGACAAGGUCAAAGUGCUCAAGGGCGAGAACACCGAGUUAAGCGGCAUCGUGCACAAGCUCAAGGACCACGUAUGCCGGCUCAAGGAGCAGGUCAUGGACCACGUGCACUCCGGCUGUCAGAUGAUGUCAGUCGCCGGCCAGUUCUGAAACCCGCGUCCGUCCGACAUCGUUUUCCUCCGAAGACGAGGACGCUGAUGCGCCACUCGCUGAUCCCGCUUCGAGUUUUCCUCUCGCCCGCGAAUAAUCCGCAAGCGCGUACUCGUUAUCGACAUCUUGCCUCCUCGUCUUUGGGUUUUCCGGCGGAUCGAACGUCGAACCCGGUUGACCGUCGCUCGUGACACUUCGACCUUUCCCACCGUCGGUCGAUCAAUCAAGAGGAGGGAUCUGCGCCACGUGGACUGCUGCGGAGGCCGGCUCGCGUUUCGCGUGCGAGGAAACGUUCUCCCUUUCUGCCUCGAUCUCAACAGGUCCCAGAGUGGUUUCCUGCUUUUUUUCUACUAAUACCAAAGGAGAGACAGCUGAGCAGCCUCUACGAAAAAACAGACAAGUCCAGUCUGUUGACGCGUUAUCCACGGAACGGAAUUCGGGAUGAAGAGAUGUCUUCGGGCAACGGGAAAGUGUCUCCAGUCGCUCUCGAUCGUCCGUUCGGAGGGAUUGUUGUGUGCAAUGAAGAACACACAGGCGUCACGGAGUCCAUCCAUCCAGGCAUCUGCGGUAUUCAUCCCAUUGUUUUUUGGUGACACGUCUGAGCGGCAAAUAGCGGGCGGAACAGAGGGAAGAGGUGAUGGGCGAGGCGGAGGAGGAGGAGGAGGAGUGCCUUCGUACAGAUAUGAAAUGUAAAGGAUGCGUUGGGAGAACGGCAGGCGUACGCGCGUGCGUGCUGCGUGUAUACGAGAGACUACACGCACGAGUACACUUGGCGAUGGACGAGUGCGUGCGUCAUGAGAGAAAGAGAGAGAGGAGUGCGAAAAAAGAGAAAGGAGUAUGCAUGCGUGCGUGCACGAGAGAGAGAGAGAGAGAGAGAGAGAAGCAGACGUGCGAUGAGUGUGAGAGAGGGUAUCGCGGCGGCCAUUUGGAAAACGCAAAGAGCCGGCGGGAGAUUCGAAUCUACCAGAAGUCGCGAAGCCUCUUUUUUAUCAUCCUCUCUCUUCCGUCGCUCCAUCGGAAAAGCGAUGUCGGUCGACUCGUGAUCCCGCUUUCACAACGCCUGACUUUUGUAUUUCGACGCGAAACCGAUUUUUCUAUUUCCGAUCGUAAAUUUUCUAUAACGAUUUCAAAGCAACUCUUUCUUUCUUUCUUGAUAAUUGGCAAAAUAUUCCAGCUGAAUCAGCUUUCUUCUUCCAAAUUCGCGACUUCGCAAUUUUGCUGUAAAUUUUUUGACACGAAUGUCAAAUUCGAUAUGCACAAUAUUUUUUUAUGUGCCGCGAUUCGAGCUGCGGCUACUUUAUAAAAACGAAUUCCUCGCUUACGGCUUACGAGGAUCGUUGUAUGUCGCAUCGAUCCCGUAGCAAUCGCCAAUAUUUUGCUAUCAUGCGCUCCUUUUACCUUUUUAAACAGGGGCAAUGUGUAAUUUACAGAUGAAUCAAAAACAAAAAGAGAUAUUUGCCUUCUUGAACGCGAUUGUGCUAAGGACCGUGCGACGGACUGACUUGUGAUAAGCGCAAUCAAACCGGGAGAUCACGUUUGCCUUGUACCGCCGAGUGCACUUUCGCGAGCGUUGAGAGACUCGAGCAUUCCGCUAGUUUUCGAAACCUCAGAGACUUUGGUGCAUUACGAAUCGAUAAAUUAAUUCUAAGAAGUACGGUGCUGUGUACUAUAAUCGCGCGAAAACGUGCAUCAGGGCAGUCUGUAUGGUGACGCGUGUUCUAACGUACCAAACCGCAAACCAUUGGUCACUAACGAUUGAAGCGAUCGCUUCAAGAAGCCGGAUUUAGUUGAUUAAUUAUAUAAAUAUUUCUCAUAGGAUCUUUUUUUAUUGCAAUUAUGCAGUUUUGAUUUCUUAAUGGAGCUUUCCGCGAAAUGUGCACUCUAAUAACGUUUCUCGUAACGUUUUUUUCUCUAUCGCGAAAAACGAAAUGAAAUCUUUUACGAUAAAGUAUGUACAAAAUUGAGAAUUGUAUAUAAGAAUUGAUGUGUUAAAUUAUUUUUCUAAUCGAAUUUAAAUAAGUUGUGUAAUUUAUACGUUGAGAGACGCGAUAGCACUUCGCGCUAUAUAGAUAAUAUAUUGUUAAAAUUGUAUAAAAUAAUAUAUAAAAAUUGUUUUUGUAUCUUCCUUCCAUAUUUUUUUAAAGUAAUCGAGAAAUUUUUUAAAUAAAAAUACACAAAUAAAGAAAGUAAAGUAUUUAUGAUGUGUGUCUUGAAAAUGUCGUCAGAAGACGCGUUCACUGUGAUCACAGCCUCGCCCGUGAAUUCAAUCGACGUCAUUCGUUCCUCCGAUAUUUCUCCGAUGUGCCUCGUUUCGCCAGCAACGCAUUGAAGUACGCUGGGCGUAUCGAAGUGGCCUCGUUUUAAUCCCGCUUUUGAAAGAACUAGCGCUAUCAAGGCUGUACAAAUAGAAUAGUGUUCGGGAGCGAUCGAUCGUGUUGAACCUGUCGAGGAAUCGUCGUCUCACGUGAAAAAGGAUGGACGCGGUAUACGUUUGCGGAAUAAGUCGGAUGGCUAUCACGAUCGUCUAUUGAUUUAAUCGUAUUUGCAUGAUUACAAAAUGUGCACAAACAACUAAUCGAAGAUAUCACGAAGAUAUUAUCGAUUACAUUUACGGAAUAUCCGAUAGCUUUUUGAAUGAAAAUUGAAUAUAUUUUGCUAUUUUGCUUUAACGAUUUUUAAUUAAUGAAUUAUAGUCUACUUCAUAAUUAAAUUUAAACUACUUUUGCACAUGCAAAUACGAUUUAAUUCAACAAUCACAUUAUACAAUCCAGAAGCAAUUGUACGCGAAGCGCGUCACGAUAUUUCGGAACAACACAAAGGCUAAAUCCAUUGCAAUUUUUUAAAUAUAAUAUCAGUAAAAUCCGCGAAAUGCCGACGGCCUAAAAAAGUGAAGCUUUACGCCUCAAAAGCACAUUUCAAGUUUAGAUCAAAGUUUUUUCAACAACUGGAUUUAUUAGCACGUGUAUCAUGUCAGUCGCUUACAAUUAUUUGGAGAUAUUAAUUCGUGCAUUCCAUCCCAUCAUAUUGCCGCGAUCAGUAUGCUGCAUCCAUUUACGCGACUCUUCGAGAAACCCCGAGUCUUACCCCUUAGCUCGUACGAGCGAAGUCAUGUUCUCCUACGCGGCUUCACGGCACGUAGAAUUCUACUUUGUCAUAUGUGCAUCUAGUCUUGUCCAGUAUGCUCCCGUAAACGCUUGCAACGCGCGUUACAUACAAUGCGUAUGUACGCGUGCGGCUGCGUCUCGCGCACGUAACACACAUACGCAACACGCAUACACGGAGGCCCGAAAUACACGUACAUAUACAUACACGUACAUUUGUUAUUACCAUAUAUUUUUCAUAGCUUGCGCUAAUACGUUUGUAAUACGUGCGAGAACGCAUAAUGUGUACUUUGAGAUCUCAGACAUCGAGAAUGUUUGCUGCGCACGUUAUCGUUAUCACGACGAUUCUAUAUCGGCAAUAAACGAUCUUCUCUCUGUGCCGGGAUACCGUCCUGACGUCCAGCUUGAUCUGUCCGUUCAAUUUUAAAUCUGCUUGACAAGAGUUGUUUAAUAGGAAUAUUUAAUAUAUUCUACCUAUCAAAAUGCAUUUUCUCGAUUUUCUCGACUCGAAAGAGCUUUUCGGAUCACGAGUUCAUCAUUGAGCGGAGAGAUCAACAUUGUAUAGAGAGAAGCGAGCAAUAACGAAACAAUUUUACCUCCGCUUUUGCGCAUUAUUUUGUAAGCGGUAAACAUACGAGACGUGAUCACGGAGAAAAAUACUUUGCACCAGCGGACGGGGAAAAUCAUGAUUAUACGCGCUACAUAGCCCGCGUCAUUGCGCAAUCCUUCGCAAAUAAUGUCCUUGUCCCCGUAACUUUAUCCGAGAAUGUCCAAGUUUCUCGGGUCUAGUAGCCAGCAUCAGGAUAGCGUGUAAAAUCCCCAAAAAGAGGUCAACUAGUA
Messenger RNA from Ooceraea biroi (clonal raider ant), 5617 nucleotides. RefSeq names its product Jun-related antigen (gene Jra). NCBI's taxonomy places the organism in Eukaryota, Metazoa, Arthropoda, Insecta, Hymenoptera, Formicidae. Gene Ontology annotation, cellular component: transcription regulator complex. Gene Ontology annotation, biological process: regulation of cell population proliferation; regulation of cell cycle; regulation of transcription by RNA polymerase II. The record is from RefSeq and is a predicted model, not a curated record. Gene Ontology annotation, molecular function: transcription factor binding; DNA-binding transcription factor activity, RNA polymerase II-specific; RNA polymerase II cis-regulatory region sequence-specific DNA binding.